AUGUCUUCUAGUGGUUCUAGUGCCUCUGCUUCGUGCAAUGUUAGUGGUAGUAGUAAUUCAUCUGAGUCUAAUAAGGACCCCUACCCUUUGUGGAAGUUUGUUGUUAAGGGUGAUAAAAUAUCGGGUGGUGGAGGAAAUUAUAAUUGGAAAUGUAACUUUUGUGGUGAAGUUAAAAAUGGUUCAUACACUAGAGUGAAAGCUCAUUUGCUAUGUGAAACAGGGAAAGGGAUUCAAACUUGUAAUAAAGUGAAUAUUGAUGACCUUGCUAAACUAAGAAAACUUCAUCGUGAAUCUGAGGAUUUUAAAAAAUCUUUGUUACCAAAAGUUCCACCUUUUUCAAAUGAACCCAUAUCUUCUCACACAUCAACUGAAGCUACAUCAGUUAGACUAGGUUCAUCUGAUAAUGUUAAGAAGAGGAAAUCAAACAAUACAAUUUCUAAUGCUUUUAAUAUGAAAUCUCGUGACCAGUUGGAUUCUGAAAUUGCUAGGAUGUUUUACACAAGGGGGUUGCCUUUUAAUCUUGCUAGAAACCCUUACUAUGUUAGUUCAUAUACCAUUGCUGCCAAUUCUAAUCUCUCUGGUUAUAAGCCUCCUAGAUACAACAAACUUAGAACAACUUUGCUUUGUAAAGAGAAAGAAAACGUGGAUAGGUUAUUGCAACCUAUUAAAGCCACAUGGAAAACAAAGGGUGUUAGCAUUGUUAGUGAUGGGUGGAGUGAUCCACAAAGAAGGCCUUUGAUUAACAUUAUGAUUGCUUCCGAAACGGGUCCUAUGUUUAUGAAAGCUAUUGAUUGCUCGGGUGAGAUUAAGGACAAAGAUUUCAUUGCUACCUUAUUAAGUGAGGUGAUUGAUGAAAUUGGAGAUCAAAAUGUUGUUCAAAUAAUCACAGAUAAUGCAAGUAAUUGUAAGGCUGCAGGGGAAUUGGUUGAGGGUAGGUAUCCUCAUAUAUAUUGGACACCAUGUGUUGUUCAUACACUUAAUCUUGCAAUGAAAAGCAUUUGUGCAGCUAAGAAUGUGUUGAAUAAUGUUGAAGUGUAUGAUGAAUGUCAUUGGAUAACGGAAGUUCAUGCAGAUGCCUUGUUCAUUAAAAAUUACAUAAUGAAUCAUUCAAUGAGGCUUUCAAUGUUCAAUAAGUUUUCUCCAUUAAAACUACUUUGCAUUGCCGAUACUCGUUUUGCUUCUAUUGUGUGCAUGCUUAAAAGGUUGAAACUCCUUAAAACAUCACUUCAAUCAAUGGUUAUUAGUGAGAAUUGGUCCUUAUACAAGGAUGAUCGACGCGGGCAAGCCUCACAUGUAAGGGAAAAGAUUUUGGAUGAAAUAUGGUGGGACAAAGUUGAUUACAUUCUUGACUUCACACGCCCAAUCUAUGAUAUGAUCAGGGUUUGUGACACCGACAAAUCUUCAUUGCAUUUGGUUUAUGAAAGAUGGGAUAUUAUGGUUCAAGGGGUGAAAGAUGCCAUCUACAAGAAAGAGGGUAAACAAGAUUAUGAACAAUCUACCUUCUUUAAUGUAGUUAAAGGGAUUCUUAGUAGUCGUUGGAGUAAGGGUAGUACUCCACUCCAUUCAUUAGCACAUUCUUUGAAUCCAAGAUUUUACACGGAAGAAUGGCUUAAUGAGGUCCCAGGACGAGUUGCUCCAAGUGCCGACAAUGAAAUUUCCACACAAAGAUUACAAUGUUUUUCGAAGGCUUUUCCAAAGUCCCGAUGA
Messenger RNA from Chenopodium quinoa (quinoa), 1707 nucleotides. RefSeq lists its product as uncharacterized. The transcript has 2 exons. The record is from RefSeq and is a predicted model, not a curated record. Lineage: Eukaryota; Viridiplantae; Streptophyta; Magnoliopsida; Caryophyllales; Amaranthaceae. Bases 1 to 1707 code for a protein of 568 amino acids.